AUGAACAAUUGGCACUGCCUAGUCCCGAUUGUAAGGUUCUCGGGUUCUCGUAAAGUGUGGAUUGCCGGACAGGGCACCUGCAAUCUAUGUGUGGAUUCCCGUGUCGGACCUAGGUCCCCAUUGAAACUGUCGAUGGCACAGUUCUCUUCUCUCUUACCCCCCCUCGAUUUGGCUUUGGCCCGCUUGGCCAAGGUAGGCAAUCAUCAACAUCACCGUCCCAAUUGCGAUUUUGAACAUGUGUAUGUCGCGUAUGCUGAGGUGGAGAAAGUCGCACUAGGUGAAGAUAAACGAGUGCCCGGUCAUACUUUCGGAGAGUGGUUGAUAUAUUAUCUAGACGAGGAUAUCAUUGUUGGAUCCUGGCAAUUUGAACCUCCUUGUCACAAAGCGUGUGACAAGUCGAGCGAAAGUCGGGGAAGGGUAUUUAACCAGCAAUCAGCGGUAGGGUUAACCGCCAAUCAAUAG
Tremella mesenterica DSM 1558 is the source of this 462-nucleotide messenger RNA. RefSeq lists its product as uncharacterized. The record is from RefSeq and is a predicted model, not a curated record. The transcript has 3 exons. Lineage: Eukaryota; Fungi; Basidiomycota; Tremellomycetes; Tremellales; Tremellaceae. The coding region runs from base 1 to 462 and encodes 153 amino acids.